Zootoca vivipara (common lizard) is the source of this 5610-nucleotide messenger RNA. The record is from RefSeq and is a predicted model, not a curated record. NCBI's taxonomy places the organism in Eukaryota, Metazoa, Chordata, Lepidosauria, Squamata, Lacertidae.
AUGGCGCCGGAGCGCGGAAGCGAUGGGCGCUCGCAGCCCGGCGGCGGCGGCGCUACCUCGGGGCUGCCCCCGGCUUUCUUGCGCAGCCUGCGGACCCUCUUCGACAUCUUGGACGACCGCCGCCGAGGCUACGUGCCCUUGCGGGAGAUCGAGUCGCGGUGGCUGCGGCAAGGGAGCGGCGAGGCGAGGGAGUUGCCCCGGGGCGUCUUGGAAGGGCUGCGGCGGGCCGCCCCGGCCAGCGGCUACCUGACCUUCGAGCGCUUCGUGCUGGGCUUGAGAUCCUCGCUCCUCGGGCCGGACGAAGGAGGCGCCUGCUCGCCGGGACCCGCCGCCCCUGCUCGGAAAAGCGAGGGGGAAGCCGAGAGGGGGUCCGCCGGAGGGGGCGCGUCUCGGUCCCUGGAGCAGAUCGCCGGCGCGCCGGCGGAAUGCAAGAGGGCGGUUGCAGGCACUUUUAUAAGAAGCAGUUCGUCCUUGGUAAAAUUUCCCCCUACCCCCCCUUCCUGGUCUGGGGAGUGGGGGAAGGGAGAUAAGAAGGGGACGAGCCCAGGAUGGCUUGAAUCGGAUCACUUCCCCAUUCACACUUCUCUCCCAUCGACAGCAACUAAAGGGGGCAGCGGUGGCACCCGAAAGCUGGCAGGACAGGCUCGGCACGAGAGCACCUCCAAGGUGGCGGCAGAAGUGCGGAGGCAGCCGAGAGGCUGCGGUGAACACAGGAGACACACCAUCACCAACGGCGUGGACUACGGCAUGCUGAAGCACAUGAAGGAGCUGGAGAAGGAGAAGGACGUCCUGCUGCAGGGGCUGGAGUUGGCGGAGAGAGUGCGCAACUGGUGCCACCAGCGGAUCCAGGCCCUCCAGGAACGCCAGAAGCGGCUGGGCAGCGGGAGAGUCCACAGCGACUCGUUCGCCGAGGGCGCUCUGAGCCACCACCUCCUGCCCAAACUGCAAGCGCUGAACCAGUGCCUCGGCGAGCUAUUGUGCCUCUCGGCGAAGCCCCCGAACCCCGGUUUUGCCAUGGGGCACGCUCCACCCUCUGCCCCCACGGCCUCCCCUCCUCUCGUCGGAUCUCAGCAGGCCUUCAACAUGUUGAAGGAGCAGAACCGCCUGCUCACCAUGGAGGUGACAGACAAAAGCGAGCGGAUCACCCAGCUGGAGCGGGAGAAAUCCACUCUGAUCAAGCAGCUGUUUGAAGCGCGUGCCCACAGCCAGGAGGAAAGCAACCAGCUGGACUCCACCUUCAUCUAAAGACAGACGUCCCCAAACUCCGGCCCUCCAGAUGUUUUGGACUCCAAUGCCCAUUAUCCCUGCCCACCGGUCCUCUUAGCUAGGGACCAUGGGAGUUGUAGGGCCGAAACAUCUGGAGGGCCGCAGGUUGGGGGUGCCCGAUCCGAGACCAUCUCUGGUCAGACCUCACCUGGAGUGCUGUGUCCAGUUCCAGAAGGAGACUGACCAGCUGGAACGUGUCCAGAGGAGGGCAACCGAAAUGGUCCGAGGCCUGGAAACGAUGCCUUAUGAGGAACGGCUUAGGGAGCUGGGUAUGUUUAGCCUGGAGAAGAGAAGGUCAAGGGGUGAUAUGAUAGCCAUGUUCAAAUAUAUAAAAGGAUGUCAUAUAGAGGAGGGAGAAAGGUUGUUUUCUGCUGCUCCAGAGAAGCGGACACGGAGCAACGGAUUCAAGCUACAAGAAAGAAGAUUCCACCUCAACAUUAGGAAGAACUUCCUGACAGUAAGAGCUGUUCGGCAGUGGAACUUGCUGCCAGUUCUGGGCACCACAGUUCAAGAAGGAGACUGACCAGCUGGAACGUGUCCAGAAGAGGGCAACCGAAAUGGUCCAAGGCCUGGAAACGAUGCCUUACGAGGAACGGCUUAGGGAGCUGGGUAUGUUUAGCCUGGAGAAGAGAAGGUUAAGGGGCGAUAUGAUAACCAUGUUCAAAUAUAUAAAAGGAUGUCAUAUAGAGGAGGGAGAAAGGUUGUUUUCUGCUGCUCCAGAGAAGCGGACACGGAGCAAUGGAUUCAAACUACAAGAAAGAAGAUUCCACCUCAACAUUAGGAAGAACUUCCUGACAGUAAGAGCUGUUCGGCAGUGGAACUUGCUGCCAGUUCUGGGCACCACAGUUCAAGAAGGAGACUGACCAGCUGGAACGUGUCCAGAGGAGGGCAACCGAAAUGGUCAAAGGCCUGGAAACGAUGCCUUAUGAGGAACGGCUUAGGGAGCUGGGUAUGUUUAGCCUGGAGAAGAGAAGGUUCAGGGGGGAUAUGAUAGCCAUGUUCAAAUACCGUUUUUCUCAUAUUAUAAGACACAUCUUAUAUUUAUUUUUUCCACACUAUGGCUUAUUUCCAAGGGAUGUCUUAUUUUUUUCCCUCCUCCUCCUGCCGCGGCCGGCAUUGCUGCUGCGCCCAUCACUAUGUCUUAUUUUCGGGGUAUGGCUUAUAUUCCUCGAAUGCUUAAAAAUCCUGCGAUGGCUUAUUUUAUGGGUAUGUCUUAAAAUAUGAGAAACUGGGUAUAUAAAAGGAUGUCAUAGAGAGGAGGGAGAAAAGGUUGCUUUCUGCUGCGCCAGAGAAGCGGACACGGAGCAAUGGAUUCAAGCUACAAGAAAGAAGAUUCCACCUCAACAUUAGAAAGAACUUCCUGACAGUAAGAGCUGUUCGGCAGUGGGAUUUGCUGCCAAGGAGUGUGGUGGAGUCUCCUUCUUUGGAGGUCUUUAAGCAGAGGCUUGACAGGCAUAUGUCAAGAAUGCUUUGAUGGUGUUUCCUGCUUGGCAGGGGGUUGGACUGGAUGACCCUUGUGGUCUCUUCCAACUCUAGGAUUCUAUGAUUCUUUGAGGCAGCUGCACGGGGGGGAGGGGAAAACGGAUAUUUUAAGAGGCACUAACUACUGGGCCACCCAGCUUUCACCAACCUGGUGCCUUCCAGCUGUUUUAGACUACAAUUCCCAUCAGCCACAGCAUCAUACAACCACCCUGGCUGAGGCCUUUGGGAGUUGUAGUCCAAAAUGUCCAGAAGGCACCAAGAUGAUGGAGGUUGGGCUUGGCUAUCCUGACAGUAAGAGCUGUUCGGCAGUGGAAUUUGCUGCCAGGGAGUGUGGUGGAGUCUCCUUCUUUGGGAGGUCUUUAAGCAGAGGCUUGACAGGCAUACGUCAGGAAUGCUUUGAUGGUGUUUCCUGCUUGGCAGGGGGUUGGACUGGAUGGCCCUUGUGGUCUCUUCCAACUCUAUGACUCUAUGAUUCUCUAUGAUUCUAUGAUUCCACCUAAACAUUAGAAAGAACUUCCUGACAGUAAGAGCUGUUCGGCAGUGGGAUUUGCUGCCAAGGAGUGUGGUGGAGUCUCCUUCUUUGGGAGGUCUUUAAGCAGAGGCUUGACAGGCAUAUGUCAGGAAUGCUUUGAUGGUGUUUCCUGCUCAGCAGGGGGUUGGACUGGAUGGCCCUUGGGGUCUCUUCCAACUCUAUGACUCUAUGAUUCUCUAUGAUUCUAUGACUCCACCUAAACAUUAGAAAGAACUUCCUGACAGUAAGAGCUGUUCGGCAGUGGAAUUUGCUGCCAAGGAGAGUGGUGGAGUCUCCUUCUUUGGGAGGUCUUUAAGCAGAGGCUUGACAGGCAUACGUCAGGAAUGCUUUGAUCGUGUUUCCUGCUUGGCAGGGGGUUGGACUGGAUGGCCCUUGUGGUCUCUUCCAACUCUAUGACUCUAUGAUUCUCUAUGAUUCUAUGAUUCCACCUAAACAUUAGAAAGAACUUCCUGACAGUAAGAGCUGUUCGGCAGUGGGAUUUGCUGCCAAGGAGUGUGGUGGAGUCUCCUUCUUUGGGAGGUCUUUAAGCAGAGGCUUGACAGGCAUAUGUCAGGAAUGCUUUGAUGGUGUUUCCUGCUCGGCAGGGGGUUGGACUGGAUGGCCCUUGGGGUCUCUUCCAACUCUAGGAUUCUAUGAUUCUCUAUGAUUCUAUGAUUCCACCUAAACAUUAGAAAGAACUUCCUGACAGUAAGAGCUGUUCGGCAGUGGAAUUUGCUGCCAAGGAGUGUGGUGGAGUCUCCUUCUUUGGAGGUCUUGAAGCAGAGGCUUGACAGCCAUCUGUCAGGAAUGCUUUGAUGGUGUUUCCUGCUUGGCAGGGGGUUGGACUGGAUGGCCCUUGUGGUCUCUUCCAACUCUUUGAUUCUAUGAGUAGGAAGAACUUCCUGACAGUAAGAGCUGUUCGGCAGUGGGAUUUGCUGCCAAGGAGUGUGGUGGAGUCUCCUUCUUUGGGAGGUCUUUAAGCAGAGGCUUGACAGGCAUAUGUCAGGAAUGCUUUGAUGGUGUUUCCUGCUCAGCAGGGGGUUGGACUGGAUGGCCCUUGGGGUCUCUUCCAACUCUAUGACUCUAUGAUUCUCUAUGAUUCUAUGACUCCACCUAAACAUUAGAAAGAACUUCCUGACAGUAAGAGCUGUUCGGCAGUGGAAUUUGCUGCCAAGGAGAGUGGUGGAGUCUCCUUCUUUGGGAGGUCUUUAAGCAGAGGCUUGACAGGCAUACGUCAGGAAUGCUUUGAUCGUGUUUCCUGCUUGGCAGGGGGUUGGACUGGAUGGCCCUUGUGGUCUCUUCCAACUCUAUGACUCUAUGAUACUCUAUGAUUCUAUGAUUCCACCUAAACAUUAGAAAGAACUUCCUGACAGUAAGAGCUGUUCGGCAGUGGGAUUUGCUGCCAAGGAGUGUGGUGGAGUCUCCUUCUUUGGGAGGUCUUUAAGCAGAGGCUUGACAGGCAUAUGUCAGGAAUGCUUUGAUGGUGUUUCCUGCUCGGCAGGGGGUUGGACUGGAUGGCCCUUGGGGUCUCUUCCAACUCUAGGAUUCUAUGAUUCUCUAUGAUUCUAUGAUUCCACCUAAACAUUAGAAAGAACUUCCUGACAGUAAGAGCUGUUCGGCAGUGGAAUUUGCUGCCAAGGAGUGUGGUGGAGUCUCCUUCUUUGGAGGUCUUUAAGCAGAGGCUUGACAGCCAUCUGUCAGGAAUGCUUUGAUGGUGUUUCCUGCUUGGCAGGGGGUUGGACUGGAUGGCCCUUGUGGUCUCUUCCAACUCUUUGAUUCUAUGAGUAGGAAGAACUUCCUGACAGUAAGAGCUGUUCGGCAGUGGGAUUUGCUGCCAAGGAGUGUGGUGGAGUCUCCUUCUUUGGGAGGUCUUUAAGCAGAGGCUUGACAGGCAUACGUCAGGAAUGCUUUGAUGGUGUUUCCUGCUUGGCAGGGGGUUGGACUGGAUGGCCCUUGGGGUCUCUUCCAACUCUAGGAUUCUACGAAUAUGGGCAGACUUACCCAGUAUCUGUCACGCUCCAAAUAGAAUGUCCAUAGACAUGCUGUGACAUCAUUGAUUGUCCACCAAUGGCAGGAAACCCAUUACAGCUACAGUGGGUUUUGUGGGCAUGUAGGGACAUGGGGGGGCGCGGCGCUGAGGGUUCAACCACAGAGCCUAGGGCUUGCCGAUCAGAAGGUCGGCGGUUCGAAUCCCCGCCGCGGGGUGAGCUCCCGUCGCUCGGUCCCAGCUCCUGCCCACCUAGCAGUUCAAAAGCACGUCAAAAGUGCAAGUAGAUAAAUAGGAACCGCUCCGGCGGGAAUCAUAGAAUCCUAGAGUUGGAAGAGACCCCAAGGGUCAUCCAGUCCAACCC